Molecule: messenger RNA, 2661 nt
Organism: Hemicordylus capensis (graceful crag lizard)
Lineage: Eukaryota; Metazoa; Chordata; Lepidosauria; Squamata; Cordylidae
Gene: MFSD2A
Product: MFSD2 lysolipid transporter A, lysophospholipid
Exons: 14
Coding region: 428-2026 (532 amino acids)
Biological process (GO): carbohydrate transport
Cellular component (GO): membrane
Molecular function (GO): lysophospholipid:sodium symporter activity
Source: RefSeq, a predicted model, not a curated record
GAGGAGGAGGAGGAAGAGGGUGUGUCUCCCUGAAAGGGGGCGUGGUCUUUCGAGACUGCUUAGCUUCUGUAGCAGUAACUUAAUAUCACCUGCUAUAGGCUGAUCGGUUCAUUCAUUCCGCGUGGCGCCUUCUCGGGAGAACUUGAAGAAACUUCCAACCCUCGGGUUUCUGUGCGCGCCUGUCUCAGAGUUACCCUCUUUCGGCGUGGGAGCUUUUUGGUUUAUUUAUUUAUGUAUUUAUUCAUGCCCCUCGCGCAGGAGGCGGCCGAAACCACGACAGGAAAAAGGAACCGGCAACUGAACCACCAGGAAAAAAUAAAAUAAAAACAAAGGGGUUUUUUGGUUGGGUUUUUUUUUUUUCAAUAUACAUAAAAAGAAAAAAAGUAUACAUCGGUAAUUUUAUUUUAUUUUAUAUAUAUUUUUGCUAAUGGCUAAAGGAGAAGGAGCAGAAAACGUUUCCUCUGCGGGGCUUUUGCAGCAAACCAUCCUAAAGCAAGAAGAACUGAUACGUUCCAAGAGAGAAAGCAAAGGAAAGUUAUCGAUAUGCAGCAAAAUUUGUUACGCCAUUGGUGGCGCACCCUACCAGAUCACUGGCUGCGCCUUGGGCUUCUUUCUGCAGAUCUACCUGCUGGAUGUGGCACAGCUGGAUCCUUUUUAUGCCUCUAUCAUCCUUUUUGUGGGCCGCGUGUGGGAUGCUGUCACUGAUCCAUUGGUGGGCUUCUUCAUCAGUAAAACGCCAUGGACUCGCUUUGGACGUUUGAUGCCAUGGGUUAUUUUCUCCACUCCCUUUGCUGUGAUCGCAUACUUCCUGAUUUGGUUUGUGCCGGACCUCUCUUGGGGGCAAAUAAUGUGGUAUCUCUUCUUCUACUGCAUUUUCCAGACCCUCGUGACGUGCUUUCACGUUCCGUACUCAGCCUUGACCAUGUUUAUUAGCAGGGAGCAGAGCGAGCGGGACUCCGCCACUGCCUACCGCAUGACAGUGGAAGUGCUGGGGAUGGUCCUGGGAACAGCCAUCCAAGGGCAGAUUGUGGGCCAAGCCAACGCUCCAUGCAUUCCAGGCCCGCUCUCGCUCAACAUCACCAACUCUUCUUCAGUGGCUAUGGAGGAGCUCAACAACACCCACGAUACCGGCUCACUCACAGGCACAAGAAAUGCCUACAUGAUCGCAGCGGGUGUCAUUGGUGGGAUAUACAUUCUUUGUGCUAUCAUCCUGUGGGCAGGCGUGCGAGAGAAAAGAGAGUCUUCUGAGUUCCAGUCAGAUGAGCCGGUUUCUUUCUUCCAAGGCCUGAAGCUAGUGAUGAACUAUGGCCCUUACAUCAAACUGAUAGCUGCCUUUCUCUUUACCUCGCUGGCCUUUAUGCUGCUGGAAGGCAACUUUGCUUUGUUCUGCACGUAUACCUUGGGAUUCCGCAAUGAGUUCCAGAACAUCCUGCUGGCCAUCAUGCUCUCUGCCACUUUGACCAUCCCCUUCUGGCAGUGGUUCCUUAUUCGCUUUGGGAAGAAAACGGCUGUCUAUAUUGGAAUCUCGUCUGCUACGCCUUUCCUCCUCUUGGUUGUAAUCCUGAAAAGUAACCUUAUCGUCACCUACAUAGUGGCUGUUGCUGCCGGGAUCAGUGUUGCUGCUGCCUUCCUUUUGCCAUGGUCCAUGUUGCCAGACGUCGUUGAUGACUUUAAACUCCAGAAUCCAGAUUCCCGUGGCCAUGAAGCGAUUUUCUUCUCUUUCUAUGUCUUCUUCACCAAAUUUGCAUCUGGCGUGUCCCUGGGGAUCUCCACCCUUAGUUUACAUGUUGCUGGAUACAAGACACGAGGUUGCUCCCAACCAGAAGAAGUUAACUUGUCAUUGAAGGUGCUGGUGUGUGCUGCUCCUAUUCUUCUGAUUAUCAUUGGUCUUCUCCUCUUCAAGUUGUACCCCAUUGAUGAGGACAGGCGGAGGAAAAACAAGAAAGCCUUGCAGGAUUUAAGAGAUGAAGAAAGCAACAGCAGCAGCACCGAGUCGGACUCGACAGAGCUUGCGAGCAUUGUUUGACACUUGUUGGCCUCCAUUUUACUGUUUACACACUGGGAUCCUUGGACAGAAAGGAGCUGACCUGGCAUCUGUCAUGGAAGCAGGCCGUAGCUCCCAUGGGGCAGUGCUCUGUGACGUCCUUCCAGACUGCAAACACUGAUACUAGUUGUGGUGCCUUGCAUGGGGUCUCUUGAGCACUGGCUGUGUGCACGCAUCGGACAGUCUUCCAAAAGCCUGCAAGCAGUGAUGUGUGCUGCCCAGCACUAAUCUAGCUGGCACAGAGUUCCGCACAAAUGUUUCCAGUACUGCAAAAUGCCUUUGGUUUUGUGUGCGUAUUUAAUUUUAUCAUGGACCCACAUGGUGCUAUUUGGUGUAUAUUACACCCAGUGACGUAACCUUGCCAAACUUGACCUUGUACUGUUUUUCUCAUGUAAAUAGGUGACUAAUGUAGAAGCCUUCUGUGGUGUUGCAGUUUUUAUAAAUAUAUAUAUAUAUAAAUAUAUAUUUGUAUAUAUGAAGAGCCUAAUUAAUAAAGAUAACUUAAUGAUGUUGUAAAUAUAAAAAUGCAAUGUUUCCUAUUUGUAUAUGUCUGCACUAAAAGAAAACUGUGGAAUAUUAAUAUUAAUUUACAUUAAAGUACAGAAAUGUUACCUGCA